Molecule: messenger RNA, 2034 nt
Organism: Venturia canescens
Lineage: Eukaryota; Metazoa; Arthropoda; Insecta; Hymenoptera; Ichneumonidae
Exons: 2
Coding region: 1-2034 (677 amino acids)
Source: RefSeq, a predicted model, not a curated record
AUGGCCAAGGCUCUUGGUUUACAGAAGAAGGAAUGUUCGAUUCCCGUCGGGGCGCUCAAUGAGCUCACAACAAUUUCUGAAGGCACAGUCACCGCGACAAUUCAAUCACGAGUGAACAACUACGAACGAACGCUCACAUUCUUAACAAUUCCAGCAAUUUCUAAUCUUGUGCCCGAUCAACCAGUCAACAGAGGAGAAAUAAAAAUUCCAAAAAAUUUGAAACUUGCCGACCCAGAAUUUUAUCGUCCAGCUCCAGUGGACAUGCUGAUAAGUGCUGGAACAGCAUUAUCGUUAUUGAGUGUUGGACAACUAAUCUUAUCUUCUCCCGAUGGCCCAGAAUUAUACUUGCAAAAAACACAACUCGGCUGGGUCAUCGGAGGAAGCGCUCCUUCGAAACAGUCAUCGCGCACGAGCAACUGUUUCGUAACAAGCGAACUUCACUUCGAUCUAAAUAAAUUCUGGGAACUAGAAGAGAUUCAACACAAUGAUCGCCAAUCCGAGCAGGAAAUUCUUUGUGAAGAGCACUUUAAGCGAAACGUAUGUCGAAGCUUUGAUGGUCGCUAUUCUGUAGCGUUACCAUUUAACGAUAAAAAACCUAAAUUGGGAGAAUCUAAAUCGACAGCUUUGAAACGAUUAUACAGCAUGGAGCGGAAACUAUCCCGAGAUCGAGAAUUCAAAGAGUUAUAUGAAAACGUCAUGAAAGAAUACAUCGACUUAGGACACAUGUCACUGGUGUCCGAGUUGGAAGAACUAAGGCCGGGUUUUUACCUGCCGCAUCACGCUGUCAUAAAAUCAAGUAGCCUCACCACCGCACUCAGGAUUGUUUUCGACGGCUCAGCGAAGAGCUCUACAGGGAUCUCGCUCAACGAAGCCCUUUUCGUGGGACCCACUAUUCAAUCGGAACUAUUUACGUUACUAUUAAGGUUUCGUAAAUACGCCUACGUCAUCACCGGGGACAUAGAAAAAAUGUAUAGGCAAUUUCUCGUUAAACCCGAAGAUCGAAGCUAUCAGCGCAUACUUUGGAGGGAUGAGAACGAUGAGAUCAGAACAUAUCAGCUAAACACACUGACAUUCGGAUUAUCUUCAGCGCCAUACUUGGCAAUUCGGUGUUUACAUCAAUUAGCACAAGAUGAAGGAAAGGACUUCCCUCAAGCCGCAAAGAUUCUGCAAGAAGACAUGUACGUCGAUGAUGCGCUCACUGGAGCAGAUACAAUAGAAGAAGCUAUUGCCAUACGUGACCAAUUGACUGAAUUGCUUGAACGAGGUCAAUUGAAAAUUCGACAGUGGGCGUCGAAUUCUACUAGGAUACUGGAAGGAUUGCUCCCAGAAAGUAUCAAUAAGCAUUUACUUCUUAACGAUUCACCUACAAUAAAAACUUUAGGUUUACAAUGGAACUCAUCUACAGACAGUAUAUCAUACAAGGUAAAACCACUCACAUCACCAGCUAUCGUCACGAAACGCGCGGUUUUAUCUGAAAUCGCUAAGAUUUUUGAUCCGUUAGGACUCUUAGCCCCUGUUAUCACUCAAGCGAAAAUUCUAAUGCAACAGCUCUGGAGAUUAAAGCUAGACUGGGACGAAUCGUUGCCCGAAGAAUUGCAUACCACAUGGAUUAAUUAUCACCAGCAAUUGCAAGCGCUGAACGAGUUUGGAUUUGACCGUAAGGUUACAAUCGACGAUCCAGUCAAUAUCGAACUACACGGUUUUUGUGACGCCAGCGAAAAGGCAUAUGGCGCUUGCAUAUACGUUCGAUCACUCAAUCGUGCUGGAGAGAGUCACUCAGCGUUAUUAUGCUCCAAAUCGAGAGUAGCACCGAGUUCCGGAAUCCUCUUUAUUGGGGAUUUCAAGCGUCGGAGAGUUGAGAAACUCCAAAUCCGGAAGGAGAAUCAAUGGUUGGAGGAUGCGAACAUCUUUGAUGUUUAUUGCAUUCGAUGGUUGAUGGAGGGCCGCAUGGGGACGAUCCACCCGGAGGAGGAUUGGAACCAUCCGGCGUGGAUGGAUCCUCGCGGGAUCUAUGCCGCGUACGAUCCCGAUUAA